CAAAGUUCACAGGUAGUGCUCGUGUAAUUAUCGCUUUUUUUGUUUCACAAAAAUCAGAAAAAAUUAAAAGAAUUAAAGAAAAUUGUUCAAACGCAAUACAAAGAGAGAAAUAACGAAGAAAAAAAUCAGAGAAAAAGCAUUAGACACCCACUACCCUCAGAAGUUGUUAAAAGAAGUGAACACUCUUAUAAGAGGAAAAUUGAAAAAAAUAAUCAAAAAGUGCUAAAAUUGUGCAGUUACGAUUGUGAUCGUCAAAAAAAAAUCCAAAAAUUAACUUAAAAAAUACACAUAAAAUUUAAAUAAUAAAGAAAAAUCCAAAAAUGUCUGUCGCUGCAGCACAAAAGAACCGCGAAAUGUUCGCCAUCAAAAAAUCAUACAGCAUCGAGAACGGAUACCCAUCACGCCGCCGCUCUCUCGUCGAUGAUGCUCGUUUCGAAUCGAGUGUUGUCAAGCAAACAAAGCAAAAUAUCCUUGACGAAGCUCGCGUUAAAGCGAACGAUGGAGAUGAAUUCGAAAAUUCAUCAGAUAAUGAAUUUGACAAUGUUACUACUGUAGACAGUGAAAACAUGACAGAAAUAAAUUAUGAAGAUCCUGGCUUGACAGAGGACGAAAUCGUGCUUGCCAAUGCGGCAUCCGAAUCAAAGGAAGCCGAAAAUACCAUUCAACGUGCUGCUCUCGUCAUCCGUAUUCGUGAGAUGAUCAACUUGGGACGUGUCUUGAAGGCAAUUGAAACGUUCCACGGCACUGUAAUCCAUUUGGAAUCGCGUCCCUCCAAAACUGAGGGCGUUCAAUUUGACGUUUUGGUGAAAAUCGAUAUGACACGUGGCAAUUUGCUGCAAUUGAUUCGAUCUUUGCGUCAAACUUCGUCGCUCGGAAGCAUUUCGCUCCUUGCCGAAAAUAAUGUGAGCGUAAAAGCUCCGUGGUUCCCGAAACAUGCCUCGGAAUUGGACAAUUGCAACCAUUUGAUGACCAAAUACGAGCCCGAUUUGGACAUGAACCAUCCUGGAUUCGCCGAUCAAGUUUAUCGUGCACGCAGAAAGCAAAUUGCUGAAAUCGCAUUUGCUUACAAAUAUGGCGAUCCAAUUCCCCAUAUCGAAUACACCGAAUCGGAAAACAAAACAUGGGAGGCAGUCUUCAAGAUGGUCAAAGAUUUGAUGGUGAAACAUGCAUGCGCCGAAUACGUUCAAGUCUUCCGCAAACUCGAAGCUGAAGAGAUUUUCGUUCCUCAUCGCGUGCCACAGCUGCAAGAAAUGAGCGAUUUCUUGCGCAAAAAUACCGGAUUCACCCUCAGACCUGCCGCCGGCUUGUUGACAGCUCGUGACUUCUUGGCAUCUCUCGCGUUCCGUGUUUUCCAAAGCACACAAUACGUGCGACACAUCAAGACCCCAUUCCACACACCUGAACCUGACUGCAUCCACGAAUUGUUGGGACACAUGCCUUUGUUAGCUGACCCGAGUUUCGCGCAAUUCUCGCAAGAAAUUGGCUUGGCCUCAUUGGGUGCUUCCGACGAAGAAAUUGAAAAACUAUCGACGGUCUACUGGUUCACCGUUGAAUUCGGUUUGUGCAAGGAAAAUGGCGAAGUGAAGGCCUACGGUGCUGGUUUGUUGUCCGCCUAUGGCGAACUUUUGCACGCCAUCAGCGAGAAACCCGAACAUCGUCCAUUUGAGCCCGCAAAAACCGCCGUGCAGCCAUACCAGGAUCAAGAAUACCAACCCAUUUACUACGUGGCAGAGAGCUUCGAAGAUGCCAAGGAGAAAUUCAGACGCUGGGUCUCGACAAUGUCCCGACCCUUCGAAGUGCGCUUCAAUCCGCACACAGAACGCGUCGAAGUGCUCGAUUCCGUCGAAAAACUCGAGACACUCAUCUCACAGCUCAACACCGAGAUGCUCCAUCUCACGAAUGCAAUCGAAAAAUUGAAGAAACCCUUUUGCUAAAUUGUGAAAAAAAAUUUUUCCCGGAUGAAUUACUUACUGUCUUGUUACAUAUACGUUUUUGAGAAAAUGUAUUUUUAUCAUUAUUUUAUUUUUAUUAUUUAUAUUAUGUGUACCAAAUAAGUUAUUAGUUAUUAUUUUAAAGAAAAAUUUCUCGCUAUUAGUUGCUUUUUUGCACGGCGCCGCAGAAAACUACACUAUAUAGACGCUAGAUCACAUCUCAAGUAUUUUUUAUAUGUAUUAUUGUAUAAUAUUAUAUUAUUAUAUAUAAUGUCGAUGAAUGUUUGUGUAUAACCAAAAAAUUAUAAGAAAAAUACAAAAAAAUAUGAAAACACAUGUAAACUAAAGAAUUAAGAUA
Messenger RNA from Culicoides brevitarsis, 2289 nucleotides. It is a transcript of the gene ple, whose product is annotated as tyrosine 3-monooxygenase. Gene Ontology annotation, biological process: dopamine biosynthetic process from tyrosine. Gene Ontology annotation, molecular function: iron ion binding; tyrosine 3-monooxygenase activity. Gene Ontology annotation, cellular component: cytoplasm; perikaryon; axon. The record is from RefSeq and is a predicted model, not a curated record. The transcript is spliced from 9 exons. NCBI's taxonomy places the organism in Eukaryota, Metazoa, Arthropoda, Insecta, Diptera, Ceratopogonidae. Bases 321 to 1934 code for a protein of 537 amino acids.